Messenger RNA from Pyricularia grisea, 5203 nucleotides. RefSeq lists its product as uncharacterized. The record is from RefSeq and is a predicted model, not a curated record. The transcript is spliced from 10 exons. Bases 2882 to 4957 code for a protein of 691 amino acids. Gene Ontology annotation, biological process: glycogen biosynthetic process. Gene Ontology annotation, cellular component: cytoplasm. NCBI's taxonomy places the organism in Eukaryota, Fungi, Ascomycota, Sordariomycetes, Magnaporthales, Pyriculariaceae. Gene Ontology annotation, molecular function: 1,4-alpha-glucan branching enzyme activity; hydrolase activity, hydrolyzing O-glycosyl compounds; cation binding.
GCUACCUAAUCCAUUAUUAACCUUAAACUUGAGUUCAACAUCUAGCCCCUGCUACAGGGCCAGCCACACUUCUCUUGACAAUCUGACCAAUAGCACGUUCAAGAAUGAUAGUAUGAGCUCCCCAGACACCAAGUAGGGGGGCCAAUGUAGCCUACAAAUAUUCAAGAGACGACUGGCAUAUCAUGUAAAUGUUCGUCCUUCGUAUUAUUUCCUAGACUGGAAUAGGAAUUCCAAUUUAAGCCCCGCCCUGACUGGCCUCACGGUAUGGCUGGUAGCUGUGAGACACAUGAUCCCCGGUUUUUUGGCCCAUGUCGCUCUCCUCUCGCAUCAAUCUGUCCACCUCAAGUCGCCCAUCCUUACCCCAGUACCUGGCCUUUGAACUGCCUCUUACACAGGCCUCGUCGAUGACGACAUAAGGCAUCGGAGCAUCAAACAUGGGCUCUGCAAGCACACGCUCCAUUUCCAUUUUCAGGCCUCGGGCACCAGUCUCAUUCUUUACGGCCCGCUCGGCGAUGGCGUACAACGCCCGGCCGGUGAAGAACAGGCGGCUGGGGUAGGUCUCAAAAAGCGCCUUGUAUUGCGCCACGAGGCUGUUGCGCGGCUCUGUCAGGAUCCGUAGCAGCUCGUCUAGCGAGAGAGGAGUGAGUGCGCAUAUGUUAUGGAUACGCCCAAUCAGCUCAGGAAUGAAGCCGAAUGCCUGCAGAUCGGCAGGCGUAGUCAAGUCCAGAGGUGUGAACCCGGUGGUCCCAGGCUUGACGAUGUGCGGCUGGUGAGGAAGAUGUGCAUACAUCUCUUGAGGCAAGGCAUCCCCGUUCCUAAUGGGCUCAGAGCCAAAGCCUAUGGUGGGUUUUGCCACGCGCCUCAACACAACCUUGUCCAGACCGACAAACGCGCCACAGAAAAUGAACAAUAUAUUCGUUGUGUCAAUUGUGAUCUGUUCGACUCUUGGGCCGGGCGGUGGAUUGGGUUGGGAGGUUUGGCUUCCGCCAUUGUAGUUGCUAGUGAUCGGACUCGCGGAUCUAGAGGACCUGUGAUCCUUGACGUUAACUGUAACCUUGGAGCCUUCUACCAGCUUCAAGAGUGCCUGCUGUACGCCCUCUCCUCCUACAUCCCUGCCAUUGACAGAUUCUCUUCUUGCGAGCUUGUCAAACUCAUCCAGAACUACGAUGCCGUUUUCUGCCGCAUUCACAUCGUAGUCCGCCUCGAUUAACAGUCGCUCUAUGCAGGCUUCCACGUCCUGUCCGAUGUAUCCGGCUUGUGUGAAGGAGUUGCAGUCGCUGAUCGUGAAGGGAACAUUGAGAUGUCUGCUUAGGGUUCUACGAUGUAAGUUUUCCCAACACCUGUUGGCCCUAUACACAGCAGAUUUGACUUUUGGAUUGUCACAUGUCUGCUGUCUCUCGCAUCGUCCCUAAGAAAAUCUUCCACAAAGCAGGGAUUUUGGUCUUGAAGCCCUUGGACAGACUCGUGGUGGCCCGGGAAAUCAUCUUUAAGGGUCAAAGUAUCAGCAUCUGGCUGACAUUUGAGUUCCGAUUCAGGAUGCUUCUGACCUUCAACUGGAUGCGGCUCGCGCCGGGCACGCUGGAAAUGCUGCUGGCGAAGCAACCGUUCUUCUGCGACCCUCCUCUCGUCCUCGAUAUUUUGUCUCCUUCUCUGGCCCUGAUAAUGAUUGAAUACAGCUGACGUCGUGGUCUUCUUGGCCCGCUCCUGGCCCACGACGAAUUCGUCGAGACGUCUCUUCAGGUCGCGCGGGUAGAACUGGGGUACUCCGAAGCUCGGCUUGCUGAACAUCGGGCCCCGGCCGGACUCUUCGGGAUCAUAACUACUCGUAUAGCCGGAGCCAAAAUCUUGCGUCCUUCGGCUGGCAGCGGAUGGGCGACAGGAUACUGAGAGGGAUCGGGAGCAAGUGUGGGUAACGACAUGGUUGGUAAGAAGCCUCGUGCAUGAGGAGCAAGGUCGGGUGAAGACCGACAUGAUACAGAUCUGCCGUCACCUCGGCACCGGUCGCAUGCUCGAGAUAUGUACGAUCCGGCAGUGGCCGAAUCAGGGAUGAAUGAUAUCUGUAUGCAGGGCGAUUGGAUCUCACGUACAGGGUGAAUGCAGCAUACGGCGUAGAUGGAUGUCUGGCGUCAACCGGUCUCGGACCGUACACGCCAUGAUGUAUCGAAUAGCAGCACUCAGUAAACCGCCACCAAGCGGACCAGGGUCGGAUACAGGGAUUGCCACGGCCCAGACUCUGCGGUCACCUGUAUUUGUUGCUGAUAACAUUUAGCCCCACCCCCGGCGCCGGUCUCGAGCUGCAGAAGCAACCGCCACUGAAGUAAAACGCUGUCAAAGACGGGAACACAUGGCGAAUAUACUGGCCCGAUUAUGGAUCUCUUGCGGCCUUGAUGCUCCCAAUGUUGAGGGUUGGACAGGCUCCUUUCAAAUGUUGAGCCCACAUGUCGUUGGCAAUCUGUUCUCUGGAUGUGGCCCCACCCACCAAUUAACAUCACACGACGUCAUUGUAUGUUACGUCCGGGGAGAGCUCUGAAAGUGGGAAACUUUGAGUGGCUGUUUGUAGAAAGAAAAGACCCUGAGGCAGUCGCAAAAUAACUUUUGAUCAGCCCUCAUCCCCUCCUGUUUUAAUCAACUCACAAGAGUAACUUUGUCGGGGCUGGUCGAAGCUCGAAGAACUUAUCGAAAACUCAUCUCUCUACCCGUAUGGUUUUUAUCGGAAACCGGGGUGGCAAGGAUCUUUUAUUCCACUUGCCCAGCUGUAUUUAAUCUUAACCCAAUUCAUCUUAAUCUGUCUAUCGCAAUACCUUUUCUGCAUUCUCUUCCCCAAAACUAGACAGACCAUUUCAACGCAGCAUCAACGACUUUGGACUUUGAUCUUGCAACAAUGGCUACCAAUGGAUCCAACACGAUGGUGGCCAACGGAGGUUCAGUUGAGCAUAUUGGUGCUGUCAAGCUUGACCCCUGGCUCGAGCCCUUCGAGGAGGUCAUCAAACGUCGUCAUGGCAUGGCGGAAGACUGGCUCAAGAAGAUCGAGCAGAGCGAAGGGUCGAUUGAGAAGUUUACGAGAGGCACCGAGGUGUACGGAUUCAAUGUGAAGCCAGACAACACAAUCGUGUAUCGUGAAUGGGCCCCUAACGCAACUGCUGCAUUCCUGGUUGGUGACUUCAACCAAUGGAGCCGCCAGUCGCACCCUAUGAAGAAGAAUGAUUUUGGUGUCUUCGAAAUAACGGUGCCGCCCACUGCCGCUGGUGAACCGGCGAUUCCUCACAACUCCAAGGUUAAGAUCUCUCUGUUCCUCCCGAAUGGACAACUUAUAGAUCGCCUUCCGGCGUGGAUCAAGUAUGUCACGCAGGAUCUUUCUGUAUCGCCUGCCUACGACGCCAGGUUCUGGAAUCCCCCAUCCAGUGAGAGGUAUAAAUUCAAGAACCCCCGCCCCAAGAAGCCCAGGAGUGUGCGUGUCUACGAGGCCCAUGUUGGAAUUUCCUCCCCUGAGCUCCGUGUAGCCACCUACAAGGAGUUCACCAAGAACAUGCUGCCUCGCAUCAAGAAGCUUGGAUACAACGUCAUCCAACUUAUGGCCAUUAUGGAGCACGCCUACUAUGCCAGCUUUGGCUACCAGAUCAACAACUUUUUCGCCGCAAGCAGCCGCUAUGGCACUCCGGAGGAUCUGAAGGAGCUUAUUGACACUGCUCACGGCAUGGGACUGACUGUCCUGCUCGAUGUGGUCCACAGCCACGCGUCCAAGAACGUGUUGGAUGGCAUCAACGAGUUUGACGGUACCGACCAUCAGUACUUCCAUGCAGGCGGCAAAGGCAGACAUGACCAGUGGGACAGCAGACUGUUCAACUACGGCCAUCAUGAGGUGCUUCGAUUCCUUCUCAGUAAUCUCCGAUUCUGGAUGGACGAGUAUCAGUUUGAUGGCUUCCGUUUUGACGGCGUGACAAGCAUGCUGUACAUCCAUCACGGCAUGGGGACUGGCUUCUCUGGCGGCUAUCAUGAGUACUUCGGUCCGGAUGCCGACGAAGAGGCUCUCGUGUAUCUCAUGCUUGCGAACAAGAUGCUUCAUGAUCUGUAUCCAGAGGUGAUUUCCAUUGCAGAGGAUGUCUCUGGCAUGCCAACUCUCUGCCUUCCUUGGUCAGACGGCGGAGUUGGCUUUGAUUACCGUCUGGCCAUGGCCAUCCCAGACAUGUGGAUCAAGAUUCUCAAAGAGAAAAAAGAUGAGGAUUGGGACAUAGCCGAUAUUUGCUGGACUUUGACAAACAGACGGCACGGCGAGAAGACCAUUGCGUACUGCGAGAGUCACGACCAGGCACUUGUCGGUGACAAGACUCUGAUGAUGCAUCUUUGUGACGCUGAGAUGUACACUCACAUGUCAACUUUGACACCUCUGACGCCUAUUAUCGACCGCGGUAUGGCUUUGCACAAGAUGAUUCGCCUCCUCACUCAUGGUCUUGGAGGCGAGGGUUAUCUCAACUUCGAGGGUAAUGAGUUCGGGCACCCCGAAUGGCUUGACUUCCCUCGCGAGGGCAAUCAGAACUCAUUCUGGUAUGCAAGGCGUCAACUAAACCUGACCGAGGACAAGCUUUUGAGAUAUCGAUUUCUCAACGACUUCGACGCCGCCAUGAACAACUGCGAGGAGAAACACGGCUGGCUCAGUGCUCCCCAGGCGUACAUCUCGCUCAAGAACGAGUCCGAUAUGGUAAUCGUCUUUGAACGUGCAGGUGUGGUAUUUGCUUUCAACUUCCACCCUACCCAGAGCUUUGCCGACUACAGAAUUGGAGUUGAGGUGUCUGGCACGUACAAGGUCGCUUUAACCACGGACGACAAGGAAUUCGGAGGCCAUGGUCGUGUUGACAGCUCCACUCGAUUCUUCACCACUGCGAUGGAGUGGAAUGGUCGGAAGAACUGGACUCACAUCUAUCUUCCCAGCCGUACCGCUGUUGUCCUCGAGUUGGAGUAACGGUUUCGGGUCUGUCUACUUUUGGGAGACAAAUAAGACAAAUAUCAAGUGUGGGUUUGCCAAAAAUGCCUUCUUACAGGACGUCUAGUGAGAAUUUAUUUGCACGUUACACGGUCGAAUGAAAUAAUGAGAUGAGGUAUCAGAAUUAUGGCACAGACGGACAAACGGACAGUAAUUAUUCCAGAUCACAAUGUUGAGUAAAAAAACUUGGGAGAUUUUUUAGAAAAUACUAUGGUGCUGCAAUUG